AUUUGUAAACAUAACUUUCUGUUGUUUUCUUUUUCCAACAAUUCUUUGCUGCAGAUUAUGUUGCUGACAGACCCGGAGAUUGAGAGCAGCUUAUUGAUCAGCUCAGACGAAGGGGCGACCUAUCAAAAGUACCGGCUGAACUUUUACAUCCAGAGCUUGCUUUUUCACCCCAAGCAAGAGGACUGGAUUCUGGCAUACAGCCAGGACCAAAAGUUAUACAGCUCUGCUGAAUUUGGGAGAAGGUGGCAGCUUAUCCAGGAAGGGGUCGUACCAAACAGGUUCUACUGGUCUGUGAUGGGGUCGAACAAGGAACCAGACCUUGUGCAUCUCGAGGCCAGAACUGUGGAUGGUCAUUCGCAAUACCUAACUUGCCGUAUGCAAAACUGCACAGAGGCCAACAGAAAUAAACCUUUUCCAGGCUACAUUGACCCAGACUCUUUGAUUGUCCAGGACGAUUAUGUGUUUGUUCAGCUGACAUCAGGAGGACGCCCACAUUACUACGUGUCCUACCGGAGAAAUGCAUUUGCCCAGAUGAAGCUUCCCAAAUAUGCUUUGCCCAAGGACAUGCAUGUCAUCAGCACAGAUGAGAAUCAAGUGUUUGCAGCGGUCCAAGAAUGGAACCAAAAUGACACAUACAACCUCUAUAUCUCAGACACCCGUGGUGUCUACUUCACCCUGGCCUUGGAGAAUGUUCAGAGCAGCAGAGGCCCUGAGGGCAACAUCAUGAUCGACCUCUAUGAGGUAGCAGGGAUAAAGGGAAUGUUCUUGGCUAACAAGAAGAUUGACAACCAAGUGAAGACUUUCAUCACGUAUAACAAAGGCAGAGACUGGCGUUUGCUGCAGGCACCGGACACGGAUCUCAGGGGAGACCCUGUGCAUUGCUUACUGCCCUAUUGCUCAUUGCACCUUCACCUGAAGGUAUCUGAGAACCCCUACACGUCAGGGAUCAUUGCUAGUAGAGACACAGCUCCAAGCAUCAUAGUGGCUUCAGGAAAUAUAGGUUCUGAACUGUCAGACAGUGACAUCAGCAUGUUUGUCUCUUCAGAUGCAGGGAACACUUGGAGACAGAUCUUUGAAGAAGAGCACAGUGUUCUGUACCUGGAUCAAGGUGGAGUGCUGGUUGCUAUGAAACACACAUCUCUCCCGAUACGACAUCUUUGGUUGAGUUUUGACGAAGGGAGAUCUUGGAGCAAAUACAGUUUCACGUCUAUUCCACUUUUUGUGGAUGGGGUUCUGGGUGAGCCUGGAGAAGAGACUCUAAUCAUGACAGUGUUUGGACACUUCAGCCACCGCUCUGAAUGGCAGCUGGUCAAAGUAGACUAUAAGUCCAUUUUCGAUAGAAGGUGUGCCGAGGAGGACUACAGACCCUGGCAGCUGCAUAGCCAGGGGGAAGCAUGCAUCAUGGGAGCAAAGAGGAUAUAUAAGAAGCGAAAAUCAGAGCGGAAGUGUAUGCAAGGAAAAUAUGCAGGAGCUAUGGAAUCAGAACCCUGUGUCUGCACAGAGGCUGACUUUGACUGUGACUAUGGUUAUGAGCGACACAGCAAUGGUCAGUGCCUGCCAGCAUUUUGGUUCAAUCCAUCCUCUCUGUCGAAGGACUGCAGCUUGGGACAGAGUUACCUCAAUAGUACUGGAUAUAGGAAGGUUGUUUCCAAUAACUGCACUGAUGGAGUAAGAGAACAGUACACUGCCAAACCACAGAAGUGUCCAGGGAAGGCCCCUCGGGGGCUCCGGAUCGUCACCUCUGAUGGAAAGCUGACAGCAGAACAAGGACACAAUGUUACUCUCAUGGUGCAGUUGGAAGAGGGUGAUGUUCAGAGGACACUCAUCCAAGUGGACUUUGGCGAUGGUAUCGCAGUGUCUUAUGUCAACCUCAGCUCCAUGGAAGAUGGGAUCAAGCACGUCUAUCAGAAUGUGGGCAUUUUCCGAGUGACCGUGCAAGUGGACAACAGUCUGGGGUCUGACAGCGCCGUCCUGUACUUACAUGUAACUUGUCCGCUGGAGCACGUGCACCUGUCUCUUCCCUUUGUCACCACAAAGAACAAAGAGGUCAACGCAACUGCUGUGCUGUGGCCCAGCCAAGUGGGCACCCUGACUUAUGUGUGGUGGUAUGGAAACAACACUGAGCCUUUGAUCACCUUGGAGGGAAGCAUAUCUUUCAAGUUUACUUCGGAAGGAAUGAAUACCAUCACAGUGCAGGUCUCAGCUGGGAGUGCCAUCCUGCAAGACACGAAGACCAUCGCUGUGUAUGAGGAAUUCCAAUCUCUUCGCUUGUCCUUUUCUCCAAACCUGGAUGACUACAACCCGGACAUCCCUGAGUGGAGGAGGGACAUCAGCCGAGUCAUCAAAAAGUCCCUGGUGGAAGCUACAGGGGUUCCUGGUCAGCACAUCUUAGUGGCAGUGCUCCCUGGUUUACCCACCGCUGCUGAGCUCUUUGUCUUACCCUAUCAGGAUCCCACAGGAGAAAACAAAAGGUCAGCUGAGGAUCUGGAGCAGAUAUCAGAAUUACUGAUCCACAAGCUCAAUCAAAACUCAGUGCACUUUGAACUGAAGCCUGGGGUCCAAGUCCUUGUCCAUGCAGCUCACUUAACAGCAGCCCCACUGGUGGACCUUACUCCAACCCACAGUGGAUCCGCCAUGCUGAUGCUGCUCUCAGUGGUGUUUGUGGGGCUGGCCGUGUUCGUCAUCUACAAGUUUAAAAGGAAGAUCCCGGGGAUUAAUGUUUAUGCCCAGAUGCAGAAUGAAAAAGAACAAGAGAUGAUCAGUCCAGUCAGUCACACUGAAAGCAGGCCCAAUAUCCCUCAGACUGAACUAAGGAGGCCUGGCCAGCUUAUAGAUGAGAAGGUGGAAUCACAGCUCAUAGGAGAGUAGCUUUACCCUCCCCUCCCUCCCCUUCUACUCAACCUGGUGACUCAUCUCUCCGAUUGCAAAGAGCAAGACACGCCACACCACCUUCAACGCCAAAGCGGGGAUCUGCUGGGGCACAAUUUGCAAUUUAAGGAAAACCCCCAAAGGCUACAGGCGACCUGCUGAUCAGGAAAGAAUUUCGCUCUUGUCAAGUGCAUCAUCCUUCAUGACCACUAACUUUAUGUUUUUUUCUUUCCUUUGUUGUUCUGUUUCCUAUUUUGCCAGGAAGUAUUUCCAUAGUUGCUGAGAAUCAAAGCACAAAAGAAAUCCCUACCUAUGUAAAUGUUUGAAUGGAGGACGCCAGUAAAAAAACAAAAACAAAAAAUAAAAUAAAAACAAUCAAAAUCCAAACAAACAAAUAAACAAACACUCAUUGCAUCGGGACUUUUUAAUUCUUCAGACACAGACAACAAGGGUUUUUAGCUUUAAGCCUGUGCAUGUGGACAAUACCUUGAAAACGUGUUUGGAGGGGCAGUGUACAGGUGCUCUAUUUUAAUGGAAAACACUCCCCUCUCCCUUUCUUCUCUUUUUUCUGAUCGGUCGUGUUUGUAGAAAAUUCAUAACAUAUAUAGGCCAAGGAAAUCUGCAUGUAUUUUUGGAAAUAUUCUUGGCGCUAGACUUAACAGCUAUUUUAGCACUACAGGCUGAUGGGUGGAUUAGCCACACUAGCCCUUUUCAUAAGACACAAAGACAUGCACAGGAGUUUGAAACUCUGAGCUGUUUCUCUGUUCCACUUUUCCUUUUUGUCAUUUUCCCUUCUAAGUUACCUUUGGUAGCUCUGCGGGUCAGCAGUGGCCACAAGGCUGCUUUCUCCAUUCUCUGUGGCACAGGGACAAAGACGCCAGUUGAAGAUCUAUGUAUGCAGGUAGAGUAGGGAAGGAAGCGGGUCAGGGAGGCAAAGAAUGCCAGAAAUGGACCUUUGUAUCCUGUUCAUCUCUUCCCCCAUGACUGCUUCCCUUUGCAGCUUUCUCUACUCCUGCCCCAAUUUAUGUAGCAAAUGGGAUCCCAUGAGUUACCCAUAGUCUGGCCUUCCCAUAUUUUUUGCUCUGUGUGGCCAUGAUCUGUCGAUGUCUUUGAAUCUCUUCCAUCCAAUCUCUGAGUUAUCCAUAAACUACUCCAACUUUUUCUCCAAAUCAUGUUGCUAGAUUUUGGACAUUAACCAUGACGUUUCCUUACUACUAGCCUAGCCUCUGCCAAUCUCCCCCCCCGCCACCAUCCACAAGUUUCUCACCUCUCUGUCAGUUGUGUACAUCCCAAGCAUGCCAGCUUCCGUGCACACUGACCUAGCUGCCUCCUGCCCAGCAGGGUUCAGUUUCAUGUAUCCUUUGUCUCCUCCUCUAGAACCUACCAUUUCCAAAUAUCCUCCCCUUUCCUACCUGGAAACAUAUACUGUGUGUAAAAGAGUUGCUAUGUGCAGCACAACUUAAACCUGGCCAUGUACUUGGGAAAAGAAAGCAUACAAUGAAACAAAAAAUCUCGUGAGGUCAGAUUCCAGAAGAUUCUUGUGAGAAAUGUUUUGAACUUGUGACUAUGUUGCUGGGCAAUUUUCUCCUGUGAUGGUUGCUGUUACCCAAUAUUUUCUCUCUCACAGUAGAAAAAAAAUAUUUGUGAAAUAAAACUGAUUUUAAUCAGAAGGAGAAGCAGGUUAAUGGACUUACUGUUAAGAGGUCAAAAAGUCUGAGAAUAUACAGAGAUCUUGUCUUACAUUAGGAUGAGAGUUUGAUUGUUUAGGAUAACCCCAGUGAUUUUCCAUGUGCGCUCUCUGAUCUCUGAGUAUUACAGUACCAGAAAAGGAAAAAUAAGUCAAUAUAAAGGGGAGGAGUUAGCUGACUACUGCAGUGUAUUGACUCAAAGCAUGAAGAAACCCCACUUUUCCCAGGGCGAUCAUGAAAGAAGGCCCAGAGAAAGAAGGAAACAAAAGCCUGUCCAGCAGAAUCCCUUUCAGUAUUAUGGACUGGGCAAAGCCCACUCUAAUAUAUAGGAUGAAGCAGUUCUGAAAAACCACUCAGAAAGCUCAACCUCCUUCUUGGCUGUGUCCCAAGCCAGCAACAGGGUAUAACAGAGCCGCUGGUGAUAAUGGGGGUCCCCUAAAAAUCCUGAUGAUCCUGCCCUUAUGUAGCUCAGGCAGGGAAAGAGAAGCAAAGCUGCUGUCAGAAGUUAAUCAAGCAGAAGAUUUUAUGGUCAAGGAUGCCUGAUAUAAAUCUGGGAAACAGAUUAUGCCUGGGGCAGCCACCUAUCUGUAGAACUCUAUUGAUCCCCAACCUGCCAGGCUUCCUAUCUCAUAGGAAACAUCCUCAUUGAUCCUCUUCAGUUGGAGCCUCCCAAGUUUAAUCUGGAAGACAAAGUGUUUGGAAACCAAAAGAGGCUCACUCAGACCAGCACAGGGAGUCCUCAGAGUUGCAGUUCAAUUCAUUUUAAUUAGAAAAUUAUGAAAACGGAAAUAACAGUCUUAAUCUAGCACAGUGCCUUGCCUAGGGUAGUAUGAUGAAACUGACUUGUUGAAGAAAUAAAUGAAUGAAAAGACACAGGAAAGAAUGGGCUGUAAGUCCUAAUUAAAAAUAAAGGUGGACAUGAGAUGCCUGGCAUUUUGGAACGUGACUGAAGAUGGCCAGCUACAGAUUCAGCAUCUCCAAUGUCCUCAUGUGCCUCUCCUCAAAGCUCCCUCCCACCUGUAGGUGAUUAGUGAGGCAAGGUGCUGCUCAGAGGGGACCUCAUUGUUCCUAUGACCUUGGCCAGUCGUUCUCAAAGUGUGGUACCUGGACCUGCAGUAUUAGCAUCACCUCGGACUUGUUAGAAGUGCAAAUUCUGGAUCCAUACCCCAGAUCUACUGAAUCAGAAGCUCUAGGGGAUGAGGAGCAGUGUUCUCUAUUGCUGGGUGAUAGUGGGCCUGGCAAUCUGUUUUAACAAGCCCUCCAGGUGAUCGUGAUGCACACUAAAGAUUGAGAACCACUGUACUAGGUCAUUCCAGCUGAAUCCGAAAGAGGAGGUAGUAAUGAGAGCCUACAAAUGGGAGGGUCCCAAGUGCCUACCUACUCGCUACUAGCAGGUGCAAACACAAUGCAGAGUUUGGUGGGCUUAAAGCCAGAGGAGUAUGUGUGGAGGGAUGGAUGUGGAAUGUAAGAUUCAGGGCAAGCUAAAAAUAUGACACUGCAACAUUUCUCAAAAUCCCAGAAGGCAAACUGUGCAUGCUCUACUUUGAACUACCCAACCAACAUUUUCUCCCUUGCCUUAUUUUUAAUUGGAUUCACUGUCCAAAAUGCAGAGAUUCGUUUUGCUUUUUUUCAGAAGUUCCAAAUAGCAACUUUGAGAGCAAUGGGGUGCUUGGCAGCUGUUCUGUGUUUUCCAGGAUUCCAACUGAGCAUUGAAAUCCCUCAUUUGCCAACUUAUUUUUAUAGGAAGCCAAUUUAAAAAAAAAAAUGAAAGUUUUCUUAUAGUAUUGGGACUACUUCUAAUUUUAAAAUGACUUUUUUGAUGUAUUUUUUGUUAAAUACUAUGUAGUGUAAUGUAUAAUUGCUCUUGUUUAUUGCUUUUACAAUCAUAUUUAUUAAACAGAUAAUGUCUCUAAA
Messenger RNA from Galeopterus variegatus (Sunda flying lemur), 6470 nucleotides. RefSeq names its product sortilin-related VPS10 domain containing receptor 1 (gene SORCS1). The record is from RefSeq and is a predicted model, not a curated record. Bases 58 to 2868 code for a protein of 936 amino acids. The transcript has 24 exons. Lineage: Eukaryota; Metazoa; Chordata; Mammalia; Dermoptera; Cynocephalidae. Gene Ontology annotation, cellular component: Golgi apparatus; membrane. Gene Ontology annotation, biological process: post-Golgi vesicle-mediated transport.